GAAGAAGGAGGAGGAGGAAAUGAUGGAGUAGGGACGAGGGGUGGAGAAGGUGGAAGAGGAGGAGAUGGAGGAGGAGAAGAAAGAAGAAGCGAUACAAGAGGAGUAAGAAAAAGGAGCGUGCACAUUCUCGCGCGCGAUAUUCCCGCGAAUAUACACCCGGAGCACGACGGAGUACGACCUCUCCCUUUUCUCUCUUUUUCUCUCCCUCUUUCCCUCUCGUUCUCUCGCCUUUCGUUUGAUUCUCGAUUCAUCUCACCCUCUCUUUCUCUUUCUCUUUUCUUCUGUCUCUUUCUCCCUCCUUUUCUCUGUCUCCCUCUCUUUUCGGCGUUUUCGCGCGAUCCCGCGAGACGUACGCGCGCGCGAGUGAAAUGAUUAUUUACAAAGAGUAGUUGGCCGCCGUCGCCGCGUUUCAACCGUCCACACCGUCCCGACAAAGUAUAACUCACGAGCGUCGUCGUGACGGCGUGGGAGAGAAAGAGGCCGGGAAUGAAGGAAUGACGACGACUACCGAUGUUCCCAGGCUCCGACGAAAAUCCCAUUGGUGCGAGCUGCCAAGUUGCUCACCUGGGCUGAAAGGCGACAAGUGAGUUCGUCCCGCCCAAAAACGUCUACCUGCCUGUGCCCCUCUUCUCAUCGUAUUGACCAAGAAUCUCCGAAGAGGACUGGCCGAAUCGCUGCUGCUGGAGUUGUUGUCCGUCCUGUGAAAAGAGCACUCCGUCUCUUCCCUCGCGCAGCUUCCACAGCUUUUUUCUCUGUGUCCGUGUGUGUGUGUGUAUGUGUGUGCGUGUGUGUGUGCGCGCCUCUCUUCCUUUCCGCGUCAUUGUCCGCAUCGACGAGAGCAAACUACCGCGAGAUAAGCGCGAUAAACGCGCAGUGACGCGCGGGUGUUUUCAAUGUCCGUCGUCGUCGUCGUCGUCAUCGUCGCCGUCGUCGCCGCCGCCGUCGGUGCUGGUGGUGCUCGUCGUCGUCGUCGUCGUCGUCGUCGGGCAGUUAGUGCGCCGCUCCUCUACGCGACGGCCAGCGUAGCCGUGUCGCGACGAUGAGAAGACGAGCAACGAUUCAUCCUGUCAGCCUGUGUCUCGAGCCGCGAUAGAUUCGUGGUGAUACCGGCGAAGGGAGGAUAGGACAGAUGAUCGACUGACGAGGGAGAGUGAUAACGGACACACACGGUGGAUCCUCCGCAUGCGCGCGCCGCGACGAGAAAUCGCGAGGGCAGCGAGAGUCCAAGUUGAAAGUACGCGAGAGAGGCGAGUACCCGAGAGGAAGAAAUUGCAGCGAUGUUGAUACGCCGCUGUGCCUUAGAACGCCAAUGGACAACGAACUUGUCGUCGUGAGGCAAAAACCGAGCUGACGCCUCCCUCCGCCGGAGAGCGGAACCGCCUGGCCGCGAGGACGUCAAGGAGCCGAAGCCGGAGCUGGAGCAGGAGGAAGAGGAGGAGGAGAAAGAGGAGGAAGAGGAGCCGCCGGACGUAAUCCUCGAGGCAUCGGCUCCCGCGAAUAUGAGCAUGACUCUCGUCCGAAAUUCGUUCAAAGGCCGUAGCGAGGACGACGCAGGUGUCGUGGAUACGGAGGUGGGCGGAGGUUGCGCGGGUGGUGCGCCAACCGCAGGAGGUGGAAGUGUUGCCGGCGAUGGAGGUGGCGGUGGUGGUGGUGGUGGUGGUGGUGGAGGCGGCAGCGGCGGUACGUGCGGGGGGGUGGGUGGUGGCGGCGGCGACAGCGAGGGCGGUUCAUCCGCGAAGCAGCAGCAGGGUGGCGAAAGGUGCCCUCAGUGUGGCAUCCCCUGUCGGGACGUCCGUGUCCUACAGCUUCACCUCGAGGACACGCACAAAACCUGUACCAUCGACAAGCACGAUCUCAACGCCCAGUUCUCCCAAGUGUCCUGUAAGGUGUGUAGCAAGACCUUCGCCAACGUCUACCGACUGCAGAGGCACAUGAUUAGCCAUGAUGAAAGUGCCGUUCUACGAAAGUUUAAAUGUCCACAUUGCGAGAAGGCCUUCAAGUUCAAGCAUCACCUUAAGGAACACCUGCGCAUUCACAGCGGUGAAAAGCCAUUCCAAUGUAACAAUUGCGGCAAGCGUUUCUCUCAUUCUGGAUCGUAUUCGAGCCACAUGACGGCGAAAAAGUGUUUGAUAAUGAAUCUAAAAAAGUCGAGGCAGAACACCAUAAGCAAUGUCGAUCGGGGGCAGAAAAAGGCGCAUCAGGCGUUAUCGGGACGACGUGACGUCGAUCUGCUGACAGCCAACAAUAAUACGUUUCUGCCGAUUCUGCCCAAGUUAUCACCUUCGGAGUAUCAGGAGAUACAAAGGGAGGGAACAGGUAUUUAUGACAUGCCAACUCUACUGCCUCACAUGAUGGGAUUCGGAAAUUACUUCCUGCAGUCUUCGAUAGGCAAGCUGCUGAACCAACUACACGCUAAGCGUACCUUUGAUCACAUUACCGAGCAAUUUGAGACGCCUCGGGAAGUGAUGAGUCCAUCAACAGCGGAUUCGGAAGGAACGGAGGGCACUGAGGGUAAAGAGUCUCCCGCGCCAGUAGAUCCAUUGCAGGGCCUCGAUGCGGUCCGACGAAUACUGGAAACCGUAAACACCUCCGUGACGAAACAGCUGCUUGAAGCGAAUGUACGGAAGUUAUCCACGUCUCCGGCCACAAUGAAACGCGAAUUCGAAGAGGAUUACCAGGAUCAAGAUAGCGAAAUGUCUAGUGAAAUGGCGCAUUGUCCGGACUGGAGUGCAACGGACCAAUACGACUCGCAAAGCGAAGGUUUAGCCGCGAAACUCGAGAAUGUCAAUCAACCAUCAUCGAGAUCAGUUAAGAAAAACACGGAGGAAAGUUCCGAAGUAGAUUCAGAAGAUGAAGACGAGAGCAGCCAACCUCACAACGACAACGGUAGAAGGGUCAGAGCUAGAUCGCUCAUAGAUGAUGAACAGCUUGCUGUUUUGAAAGGUUAUUAUGCCAUCAAUCCACGGCCUAAGAAAGAAGAGAUCAUAAUGAUUGCCAAUUACAUCAAUUUUCCCACUCGUGUCGUACAGGUUUGGUUUCAAAAUUCUCGUGCCAGGGAUCGAAGAGAAUCGAAAAUACCACCAGCCCUGGUACCUUUAACGCUCCCGGAGAAUCCGAUCAUUAUUGAACAGCCGUUGGAUUUGUCCAAGAAAGAAGCGCUUGUUAUAUCAGCGACCAAAGAAAGUGAAACAUUAAGUAGAAAUACUUCAUCUCCGGGCGAACAGAAGGACGAUAUUGCAACUCCAACUGACAAUGAUGAUCUCGAGGAUUCGCCUUUGGUCAUAGACGAAGAGACCGCUACUGAUCCUAUUGAAACUAAGCGUACACGUUUCAGUGAAGAGAUAAUCACAAAGAAUCAAAAUCAAGCGAACGCGAAGGGCGAGAGUGAAGUUGCACCACAAUCGGAAAUAACCCCUGCAGCAGCGGAAAACGAGCAGGGUCUUUAUUUCUGUGAUAGGUGUGAGAAAACAUUUUCCAAACACAGUUCCCUUACGAGACACAAGUAUGAACAUUCCGGGCAAAGGCCCUACAAAUGUGUGGAGUGUCCAAGAGCGUUCAAGCACAAGCAUCAUCUGACUGAACACAAACGGCUGCACAGCGGCGAAAAGCCCUUCCAGUGCUCCAAGUGCCUCAAGCGCUUCUCUCACUCCGGCUCCUACAGCCAACACAUGAAUCAUCGUUAUUCUUAUUGCAAGCCCUACAGAGAAUAGAAGUACUCCGUCUGCUCAUUUGAGGCUUGUUCGCUUACCUAGAUUAGAUCUUUUCCCAUAGACUUAUAUUGAUAGGUCAUGCCUUUCGUUGAAGGCAAGAAAUCGGAAUUAGUAAAAGAAGACAACAGAAAGUUAGAUGCUUUCUUUGUUCAAUUGUGAAGUUGGUGAGGAGAAAAGAAAGAGGAGAAGUGGUUGCUUUUUUCACUCUUAGAAAGAGAUGCACAUUAUCUUCUCUCUCUCCAACUUUUAUUUGUAUGAAUUACCAUUUACCUCAUACUCCUUUACUGACAACUUUCAAUUUUCUUAUAAAACCGAUACCCACAUAUAAGGGAUGAAGGUCAACGAAUUGAUUAUUUGAACAUACGGAGAUCACUUUUAUUCUUAUGUUUUUUUAAAUUUUUUUCUUCUUAAAGCAUUGUGUGACAGAGAGCACAUGUGAUGACAUGUCUCUGUCCUUCAAUGUUGUCAGCAAUAAAUUCUCAGAUAACCAAAUUUAUUAAAAAUAGAUUUUGCAAAAUGUCUGCUACAAAUUUUAUUAGUAGAAUGACAACAUAAAACGAACAAAAUCUUCAAUCAUUUUCCUCAUAUGCUAUGUUUUUUUCAACUCAUUUUUUUCUUCCAUAUCACGCCAUUUUUCUAGUGCGUUCCAAUCUUCGAUUUUUUUCUAUACGUCCUUCUAUAACUCCUUUGUCUCUUUCUUGCUAAUGUUUCCCUUAAUCAUAUCGAUUAUGAUUUAUUCAAUGUUUGAUUAUUACACUGUUUUGAUUGACACUGGUAAACGAAGUCUCAAAUAUAGAACUUGUGAUAUAUGCACAAAAUAGAUUUUUCAAAUUAAGAUGAAUGUUACCCAGUAAAUAUUAAUUAACAGUAACAUAACGUCAAUAUUAUAAUUUCACACUCAACAAUAUAAAUGUAAUAUUUCACACAGCACAUUAUUCGACGUCUUCUGGAGGUCUGUGCUGUAUGGGACGUAUGUACAUAACAGUUAAAUACAUUGUUGAGUAUAUAAUUAUAAUAUUGAUACUGUAUUAAUUGGUUUUUACUCGGAACAUAUUUCAAUAAUUGAUGAUUUAAAGACUCAACGAAUUUUGUGAGUCGCUUAAUAUUUCUUAUUUUACACAAAAAUUUGAGGUUUUCUAGCAAGGCAUUCUAUCUAAAUAAUGUCUUCCCCUCUUUUCUCAGUUUUCUGCCAAUACUAUUACUAUUCACGUUUUACUUAUUGUAUCUCAUUUAAAUAGUUACGAAAUUACAAAUUUUGCUCGUUAUAUGUUGUCAAAUUUAUAUCGACAGGCUCUGCUGGCAUGAGUUUAAUACUGACGCGGUAUUCUUGAAUUUGCUGGCAAACUGCUUACAUAUUAUUGACAUUUUGCAUAUUGCUAACUGUACUUUCUUCUUACGUUUAGAAUUUUUCUCUAUUAUGUGUGAGUUUAUCCUCCAAGAAUCUCAUUUCAUGAGAAAAACGUUCGAAAGCCUUUAUACCUUCCUUUCGCGGUAUGAACUUUAAGAAACGCCGCGAUGUUUCGUGAAGCUAUAAGUAUAACAAUAUAUAGCUAAGAUGCUGCGCGACAUCACAUUAUAAAGCCAUGGCGUUAUUGCUCGUCGGUUCGUACUUUAAAAAGAAAAGAAAAAUAUAAAUAACGGUUUAGGCGAUGCAAUUCGGAAAAAUUAGAUGUCAAAAUGUAUAUUACAUCUCGUAAUUGAAAUAAGAGAUGUAUCGUUUCAUCUUGUAUCGUCUGAACUAGCUUUAGAGAUUUUACUAAUUUUAUUUUAGAACUUGUGUAAAAAAAAAUGAAAACCGGUGAAUGCACACACAAGCGAAAAAGAAAAUUACGCGGCAAGCGCGUCGACAAAAAGCCAAACGCAUGUAAAAGGUACCAAAGCAUAAUGCAAUAAUCUAUUAUAUAUAUAAUAUAAUAUACAUAAUAUUUUAGUAUUUUUAUUAACAAAAUAUUAUAUAUAUACCAUGACAAUAAUAAGGAAACUAAUUAAUGUACAAAUUUGUUAGCUACGUCCGCAUGAGAAGCGCGAUAUCCAUUCGCAACAAAGAUAAUAUAUAUAUAUGAGCUAGAUUCGAUCGAAACGAAUAGAAAGAAAAGUUUUUAAACAAUUAAUCUCCGCGAAGCGACGUGUUGCGUAUCUCGACAAAUAAUUUCCAAAACUCAGGUUCAAUGAUAAUUUGAAUAUAAGAAUGGAGAUCGCGCGCGCGCAUAGUAUAUAACGAAUAUACUCGUUCUACGCGAGUAAAGAUGGAUAUAUUGAGUUUUACCGAAUCAAAUAUGUCUGGGGUACAGCUGUUAAUUGAGCUUAACAUUAAGGAAUUUUGUCGAUUGUAAAGACGGAGAUUAGAAUCUCAUGUUCCACUUCCUUACAAUGAAUAACUUUACUCGAAGAAAACAGGCUAUAUUAUUAUAUUAUUCUACAUUAUAUGUAUAGAACGAAGGAAAAGGAAAGAGAGGAAGAGCGAAAUGGGCGAGUUUGGAUUUAUGAGGGCCAUGCGGGUCGCGGUGAUCGAUGUCAUGCGAGAUCAUUUUUGUUUUACUAUUGUACUUACAAGGUGACAAGCUGAUGACACGUUAUUCCUAUAAUGCAUAACGUGAUUAUUGUUCGAGACGAUGAGAAAUAUAGUACGUCGUGAAAUGCGUUACACAUUCCGCGAGGAUCCGUUUCUCAGGGCCUCCUCAUUUUAUUUAUCACUUUUUCUUGCAACGAAUAGCACUGCGUGGCACCUUUCAUCAGAACCCUGACCUCGCUCUUGCCAGAUAGGAGAAGUAGUCUCACGGAACAUGCGACACGUGCGUUUUGCGUGAAUGGAGAUUAGUUGGGAAACUAGAUUUCGAUGUGAUCGAAUAAUGCAGAAAUUUGAAAGAACGUAUCUAAAAGAUGAUAAAAAAGAUGCUCGAAACGUGUUCGGGCUGUCUUUGCGUCUUUUAUGUACGUUCGCAUUAUAUGGAAAGGUGCAACGCGAAGAAACACGAAACGUGCACCGAAACCUCGCAAUAAUCUCUUCACCGAAAUCCGAGGCCCGAAAAUAAUCGUAACACCUAAGUAUGAUAUUAAAUGCUUCCAAUAUUGUACUAUUAUAAAAUUAUAUUACGACGUUUAUAUGAUUUUAUUCGUUCGAACGCGUAGAGAGAUAAGGACGUAUAUUAUAUAUUAUAUACUCUACAGAUUGAUAAUACUCGAAAAUGUAUUUUAUAACAGUUUAUGCGUCUUUUUAUUUACACGAGUACUACAAGUGAUAAGUGAUAUUGUUAUUGAUAAAAAAAAAGAAAAUAACGGGAAGAAAGAUGAGAUACAGAUAUUACCGUAUUAUUGAAAUUUUGUGCCAGUGUGUGUGUGUGCGGCAUACGGCAAACCGGUACGUCACGGUUGUACUUCCUCGACAUUUCGUGCGUGUAGAAGCUUCGGUUAUCCGCGACAGGCAUCGUGUUUACCACUACCACUAUGCGAAAGAAGAAAAAGGAAAGAAAGAUAAAAAAAUGUGCAGAUAUAAAUGCUUAUAAUACUCAUUUAUUAUAGUGUUAAUGAUUAAGAAAUAUAUUUUUAUAUAAUUAUAAUGUAAUAUUAUAUACGCGGACACACGCGUGACACAGUACACUAAUCGAUCAAGCGAGUGAUUCCGGCUGCGACGGGUCUCCUCCUUACAUCCGACACAGGCGCAUAGAAUUGUCGUAACUUCUCUUUAUCGAUGCGAACCGUUCUCGCUCGUGUCCCCAUUCAUUUUUAAUCUGCAAUCCGCAACGAGUGAUUCUCAAUCGCAUUUCACUUAGUUACAAGCGACAAGUCGUUCCUAACUGUAUCCACUCGUUAAUUAUUUAGCGUGUUUUCUUUCUAUUUUUGUUGCUCGACGUUUUUUUUAUCUUUCUUUUUUUAAUUUUUUAACGCAAGUUCUUUACUUUCUUUAGAGAAAAGAGAAAGAGUCUCUUGUUUGUAAUUUUUGCGUCUCAUUUCUCUUAGAUUAAGUAUUCAAUAUUCGAGUCAUUUUAUUUUGUACUUGCAUCCAAGAAUUGAAGGUGAUAUAAUUUUGUUGAAUUUAACAAAGUUCUGAGCUCAAUGAAGCUGUGUCGUUUCCCUAAUUAAUGUUCUUCACUUUUUAAAUGACUUUACGACCAACAACGGGUUAGGACAUCAGGAGGGAAAGGCAGAAAACUUACGAAGACAAUAUUAUAUACGUAUAGAUAAUAUAUUAUAUAUAUAAAGUAUAUAUUAUAUAUUUCCUCUGAUUCGGGAGCUUUUGCGACCCGCUUGCCUCAAUAUAUGUACGUACUAUUAAAUAACGAAAAGAAAAAAGUUAAAGCGUAAUAUAAAUCGCGCCAGCUUUUGUGCAUCGAUUAUCUCCUGAAAACGAAUAAUAACGAGAUAAAAAAGCAAAGACAACAGCGAAGUAUAAAAUAACUGAAAAUAAAAAUAAUAAGCGGGAAAGGAAAAGAUAAAAGCGGUGAAAAUUGUUAUGAUUGUUGAAGCAACGAUUUAAUAAGCACCAUACGAUGCCUUCCGUGAACGACCGAGCUUGCCUAGUUGCCAAGAUAAACGAAAAAUUACCUAAAUGUUAGCGCGACAUUGUCGUCGAGAGCCGAGUCACCUUCACGAUCCUCCUUGAUUAAAUUAUGCUUGCCAUCUUUUGUUAUUUUCAUUCUGUAAAUCGGUAAUCGCAACGGAUAAAAUUUAUGAUAAGUAUAGUGGAAUAAAAGACAGAGCGGAACAUAUCCGCUCUCCUGUCCCUCCAUCCCUCUAUCCUCUGCGAAGCAGAUCGUUGAAUCGAUUAUACAAGGAGUAUCGCGAAGCGCACGGAUUUUCAGACUUAUUGUACUCAAUGAAUACUACAUGGUCACGCCAUUGAGCUUUUCAUUGAUUUAUUAUAUUAUAUGAAUAC
Messenger RNA from Solenopsis invicta (red fire ant), 8583 nucleotides. RefSeq names its product zinc finger protein 1 (gene zfh1). Bases 1500 to 3710 code for a protein of 736 amino acids. Gene Ontology annotation, biological process: regulation of transcription by RNA polymerase II; anatomical structure development. The transcript is spliced from 9 exons. Lineage: Eukaryota; Metazoa; Arthropoda; Insecta; Hymenoptera; Formicidae. The record is from RefSeq and is a predicted model, not a curated record. Gene Ontology annotation, molecular function: DNA-binding transcription factor activity, RNA polymerase II-specific; RNA polymerase II cis-regulatory region sequence-specific DNA binding.